Molecule: messenger RNA, 3349 nt
Organism: Cinara cedri
Lineage: Eukaryota; Metazoa; Arthropoda; Insecta; Hemiptera; Aphididae
Source: the annotation of a GenBank genome assembly
AUGGGAAAAAACGAAGAAAUGCAUUAUAUAGAUUCGGACGACCAGGAAGGAAGUGUCGGUGGUAAGAAACCCGAUAAUAGCAAGUGAGUAAUUAAAAAUUAUUUUUUAAUGUUCUAUAAUAAUAGUUACCAUUAUGGUGUAUUAAUAAUUACUUAACUGUCUAUAGAUAUUAAUGAAUACCUUGGUACCUAUUACCCAUAAUCAUCGGAAAUACAGAAUUAUUUUUAAUAAUGGAACCAAGUAAAAAUGGAACGUAUACAAACAUUAGGUAUUCUUAAUACUCUUGGUUUUUGUAAACCUAUUUAAUAUUUGAGAUCAAUAUCACUAUACAGUGAUACGUAUACAAUGCUAGUUAUAUAGGUACUUAUCUAUUAUUAACGUUUUAGUAAAUGGAAAUUAUAAAUUUCAGUAAUAUGCAUCACCCCUUUGAGUUUCUUAUACCUGUGUACCUAGAUAUUAAUUAAGUUAAAAAGAUGUAAGUAACUGUACAAGGCUUGAAAAAAAAAUAUUUAUACUAUUAUACUAAUAUUAAAUGUUUUAAUAAAACAGUGAAAUAUUAAAUCUGUAUUAUUUAGACAUGAUUACUAUUAUUUUUUAUUUAAAAUCUGUUAAUUUUAAAUCACUAAGCAAUAACACUAUACUGUUGACAGCUAAUGUAAGUAAUUAUUACUUGUCAGUAUUUCCUACUUACUCUAUACCUAAUAGUAAUUUAAAACAACUUAAAGACCUCUAACUGAUAUUCGAAUGAAUAAACAUUAAUAGAGAAAGAACUAUAGAAGUAUAUCAGUAUGAAUGAUAAAUAUUUUGUUUGUAUUGUUUUAUUAUCGAUACAAAUUAUUUGUAUAUGUCAUAACAAGGUAUCAUAUGUGUAUAUAACAAGGUCAUAGAUAUAUAUUUUAGCUUUUAAUUUUAAUCUAUAAUAAUAUAUAUAUAUAUAUAUAUAUAUAUAUAGCUAAUAAUAAGUAUAUAAAUAAUUAUAUAAUUAUCUAUACAUUAUUUUUAAAUGAACAAUAAUGAUUAUAGUUUAUAUAUUGUAUUCAUUUUAUAUAACUAUAUUAAUCGCGAUAGAAAUAUUUACCUAGUUAUUUCUUGAAUGACAUUAACCUUGUACUUUUUGUACUUAUUAGGUUUAUAUUAUAUUAUUAUUACUAUCAAUAUUAUAAUACAAAUUUAAUAUGACCACAAUCCAAUUUUUAAUUAACCAUAUGCAUACAAAAUUAUUGAAUUUAUAUUUAUUUUUUUUGCUGAUAAAAUAUAAUUAAAGAAAAAACAGUACGUUGGUUUUAAAAUAAAUUAGUUUAACAUCUUCAUAAUUCUAUGUCGUAUAUAAAUAAUAUAAUACUGGGUAAUAUAAAAUUAAACUAAUUUUUAAGUAAAAUAUUCAAGUUUAAAUUUCAGAAGUAAUUUUUAAACUUUUUAUGGUCCGCAGACAUAGCUUACUUACCUUAUGAAUCAGUAUGUGUUCUGAGCUUCAGAUAGACCCAUGAUAUAAUGCCUACAAAGAUCUUGUAUUCUUACUCUUAUAUUAAUUUUAAAUUUUGAGUAAAGCAAGGAAACUAUUCAAGUUAUAAUAUUUUUUUUUUUUUAAAUAAUAUGGAAAAUGUUUUUUGGUUAGUAAAAAUAAUAUAGAAAAUGUAUCUAACCAGGAACUCUAUAGAUAGUUUAAUAGAGAAUAUUUAUACAUUUUUGAACCAUUUUGUUGUGUGUUUUGACAAAUUCUGUAUAAUGAUGAAUUUUUUGUGUGGUUUAACAGGUUGAAUAAGAAGUGAUUUAUAAUUAUUUAAGUGUCUCAAACUAUUUUAGGACAACACUUAUAACUCGAACCUUUAAGUAAUGAAAUGCCCUGUUAGGUGUAAAUUAUCAAAAACUAUAGAUACUAAGUAUAUAAGUAUAUACAGUUUUUUUCUUUAAAUAAAUAAUAUAACAAUUUACUUUAUGCAAUUCAUUAUUUAGUUUUAAUGUUUAUUCGAGUGUGUCUAACAAAAUUAAGUACCUACAGUUAACAUUGUAUUGGAUAUUAAAUAUUACCAAGUCAUUAUUUACAUAGAAACUAACCCAAUGAUUAUUUUCUUAAACCUAUCUAGAAAAACUGGAAUAUUUACAAAUAGUUACAAAUAUUGAAUAAUAUCUUAGAUAACUUUUUAAAUAAAUUCUAUACCUGUUGGAAGAGUUGCAUAUAUAUACCAAAGUAAAGUAAAAUAAUUUAAUAAAUAUCUAAAAUGUACAGUAGAUUUAAAAAAUAAUAUUCUAUACAGGUAGGUACCAAUAUAUUUUAAAUAAUCAAUAAAACUAAUUAAAUUUAUGUAAUCUAAUUUCAUUUUAUAUAAUCUAUUUUAUUAAGCAAGAUAAUUUUUUUAUAAUAUUCAUUAUUGUUUAUUACCCGGUAAUGAUUUUUGAAAUUGAAAUUUGUUUGCUAGGUGAAUCUAACUAUGGGGAGUUAUGUUGUCCUGACAUCAUAUUUUCUGGUAUUACUUUUUUUAUCCCUUUCUUUCGAUUUCAUGUUAAAACUAAUGUUAGAACGUUCUAUCUCACACCAUUUUACCGAAUUGAAACUAUAGGCAGAUCUUGAUAAAUAUAGUCAGGGGAACUCAAGGUACUAUUUAUAUUUCAGUUAAUUAUUUAUGUUUUGGUAAAAAAAUUGAAAAAUUAAUUUUAAUUUUAUCAUUUUUGAAAAAUUUGAAGAUAGCCAUUUUAUAAAGUGUAAAUAAUAUUCUUCUGAAUAUGUUGACACAUCAAUUUUGGUUUUCAUUAAAUUCCUGAUUUUUUAAAGUUCAAAGAAAAAAGUCUUCAGUCAAUUAGUAAUAAAUCAUAAAUCAUAAAUCAUAAUUAUAAUAAACAGCGAAUGUUAUUACAGCUUGCUGUAUAAUUGUAGGUACUUUGCUCUAAAAUUUAAAAAUGUAUUGAAAAUCACGAAUUUAAUAUAAAUAAAAAGUUAAAACGUCAACAUUUUUAGAAGAAUAAAUUAUCAGUUAUCAGUAGACGGCCGCUGCGAUCGUUUCGUUGUUCGUUACUUUUUCGGGCAGUCUCGUGUUUCCGUAUAAUUUUUAUCGUAUCACAAUGUAGCCUUAUAGCUUAAUAUUUUUGUGAAUGCAAUAGCGUCGUUACAAUGAAGAGACAAAUGUCAGUUCAAAACUUUUUUGUUAAAAAACAGAAUGUCACUAAUGAUGAAAUCGAAGUUAGUAAUAGCAACGUUCCAUCUGCCGUAGUUGAUAUCGUACCAGUAGCUAAGGACUGCCUUCCUAACCAAGAAGUGACGAAAAACCAUUAUGACACUGGGAAUUCUCUCAACGAAAGCUCUGUUCGUUCUUUAACAAAUGAAGAACGAUUUUCACUUUUUGACAAUGCUUGA